Messenger RNA from Wasmannia auropunctata (little fire ant), 2115 nucleotides. RefSeq lists its product as uncharacterized. Bases 729 to 1427 code for a protein of 232 amino acids. Gene Ontology annotation, biological process: regulation of lipid biosynthetic process. Gene Ontology annotation, cellular component: cytosol. Lineage: Eukaryota; Metazoa; Arthropoda; Insecta; Hymenoptera; Formicidae. The record is from RefSeq and is a predicted model, not a curated record. The transcript is spliced from 2 exons.
GUCCGCGGCAGCCAAUCACGCUCGCGGAUUGUGGUCUGACACGAGAGCGCUGGUGGGAGAUACGGCCAGCUGGUCGCGUGGCGUGGUGCGGUGGUGUGGUGGUGGUGUGCGGUACCCGCGCGCGCUCCUCGCCGUUGUCACCGCCUGGCUGCGUGAUCCGUCUCGUGAGCUGAGCCGGGAGCGGCGUAAGUUCCGUGUGCAUCGUCCGUUUCAUUAACGCGUGAAUACACGCGUGGCGUGAUAAGGAACGCGGACGGAAGAGUUCGUCGGACUUGGCGCGCGGCUGGCUGAUGAAACGGAGCGAGAGAGAGUGAGAGAGAAAAAGUUGGGAGGGGCGAGAGGUACGCGCCGCUACGCGUUGCAGUUCCUGCCAGUUCCGAUCGGCGAUGCUCCGUAUAAACGCGCUUCGACGCUCGUCCAGCCUCGUGCGGCAUUGAUCGUCAAAAGCGAAUUGCAAAUCGGGAUCUCGCACUCACUCGUCUCGCACAACGCAAAUUUGCCGCACAGCGUUUCUUUCCUCGCGCGAGGACACACGCAAGUCGGACGGUUCGUCUCUCUCUCCUACUCUUCCCCCCCCCCGGCUAUUGGCGGCCUGUCAUCUCUCUGGGAGCUCUCGGCGGCACACUGCACGCCGGACCACGGAGGAUUUUCCUCUCUCUCACCUCACAAGUGACAGUCAGGUGCGCGUGCACUCGCAGAGACUACACAACACGCCGACGUCGAACGGGAUGAACUACGGGGACAUGCCGAACGUCGAGUCUACCAGGAAUCUGCGGAGGAUCGCCCGGCACGACGAGCCGGAGUUCAGCAAUGCCAGCAUCCUGAACAGCAUGGAGAAGUUCGUGCGCACCGUCAACGAGAUGGAGGACACGAUUCUGGUGCCCAGCCGGCUGCUGGAUCUGUCCGUGGGUGACGCGGGCGACACGAUCUGCAUGAAGGGCAAGCGCGGCUGCACGGUGAAGGACACCCUGGCCAACACCGAUCUGUACCGCCUCUACAACAUCAUCAAUCAGAUGAAGAUCGAGCUGCUGUGGUCGCAGGAGCCCACGCGGGGCGCCGUGACGGACGAGCAGACGCCGAUCAAGAGCCACCCGGUCGGCAGCCCGUCAGCCGAGCUGGCGCACCACCAUCCGGCGGCCAUGAACGGCAGUACGAGACUCGGCCACGUGCGCUGCCCCAGCACCACGUCCAUGCAGAGCGUGCAGAGCGCGUCCUCGAUCGCCUGGACCUCCGACUCGGAUUCCGAGAACGGCAUCGAGAUCGACAGCGGUCUCGAAGGUGAAGAAUGCGUGGUCGAUCUGGCGAGCAUCGCCGCCGAGAACUUCAAGCGUCAUCUGCGCGGCCUCCACAGCAGUAUCGCCCGCAUGACCGAGGCGGCCGAGUAUCUGACGUUGCGGUACCAGGCCGACGUGGGCGGGCAGGUCUGAUUCGCCGCCGGUAUCAUCGGCAUCAUCAUCGUCGUCACCGUCGCCGCCCGCGCGUCAUUGAUUGUCACCCCGUGUUAGUCGGCAUCGCGAACAAAUCUCGCGUCCUCGCCUUGUAAUCGAUCUCAUGGACGCUCCCGCGAGACUUUCGGUCUCUCCUGAGAGACUUCGGCCGAAUCUCAGGAAACCGGAAAAAACGCCGACGGCGAAUCGCGUAGGACGCUUUUUGCCAUUGACUCCCCCCCCUCUUCCCCCCUCCGGUAUCAUUUCGCUAUUUUAUCGAGUAACUCGCUGUAGUUAAAAGUACGCUGUCCGCGCGAUCAGUUUACGCGAAUUUCGGUAAUGUAUUCACACAGGAGGACGCGACUAUGCGAGACAAUAAAUUGUCGUCGGGUAUGUAGAACUUCGCGUAAAUUAAACUAUCAAGUUCUCGAAUAGAAUUGAGACUAUGAGAUAAGAUGUCCCGAGGUAAGAUGUCGCGUUAUUUUUGGCCAUAGCAUUACGAGGAGAUAACGUUUGGUUCUACUUUGAAUAAUUUUCCACACCGGCAGUCGAGUCUAAUUCAAUAAAAUGAGAAGAACCUAAAAUCAGGGAUGGAUGUGAUUAUACAUAAUAUAAAUAAUUUUUUCAUUACUUUAUUGUGCGUGGAACAUAUUGUGUUUCUAGUAAUAGGUUUAGAUGUAUACAUAUA